ACGUCACCACGCCAUGACAAACCACGUGACACUGACUGCCGAAUCAGCGUAUGCCAAAUAAAGCUGUGUGAUGAAAUCACCAAGAAAAAGAUUCGAGAACGAAUUUUGGUAAAUAUUAUGCGAUUUGAAUUGGACGGCAGAAGGGGAAUCGAGCUACUGUUUGAAUUUAAGUAAAGUGUUUAGUGGUUUCAGCAGCUUUUAUAUUAGAUUACAGUCAGGCGUGCUCAUUCUGAACUACCAUGUCAGUACAGCUGAUCAUAAAAUCGGCCUCUCAGCGGGUCCCAGACUUGGAGCUCGAUUGUGAACUGGAAUGGACGAUCGGUCAGGUGAAAGAGCAGAUCUGCUUAUUGUAUCCCACAAAACCUUUAAAGGAACACUUGAAGCUUAUUUAUGGAGGAAAGUUGUUGCCCAACCACCUGCAUGUGAAGUCAGUCUUGAAUCAUGUACAAGAAAUUCAUGUAAUGCAUCUAGUGUGCCCUUUCCCGUUAAAGGAUGAGAUUAAGCCAGUAGAAACAAAAGAAGCAAAGGAGACUGCACCAACAUCCGCUCCCGUCUUCCCCGUUCCUGCUCCCAAUCUGACUCCUUCUCAGAUCAAUCCCAGCUUCUUACCUGCACAGAGUUACACUAGUAAUAUUCCCAGCAUGCCACCAGGGACAUACCCUGCCACAGAUGUAAUGCAGCAAUAUCUGGCCAUGCAACAGAUGUACACUCAGUUUAUGGCGCAGUAUAUUGCACAGUUCAACAAUGGCUAUCCUCCUGUCAUGUUCCAAAAUACCACAGUCUCGCAACCUGCAGAUCCAGUCCCAGAGGAACCACAACCAACACGACAACCACGCCCAGCAGUUAGAGAGGAGGAAGGGGUGGACUACCUGUUCAUCCUGAGCCGAGCUGUCAUGCUCUUUGCCCUUCUCUACUACUAUUCCUCCCUGCAGCGCAUCUUUCUCGUUGUGUCCAUCUUCCUUAUCAUAUCCAUGUACGUGAAGCUGAAACGAGAGAGCAGGAUGGAAGCACGACCCACACCGCAAGAGAGGGAAGAAACAAUAGAUACUCGUGAAGAGAGCGACGCUGACAUUCGUGUUGUUGGAACAGAAGGACAAGAGGAAACAUCUGAGAAUUCCACCUCUCCCCAAUCCGUUCCGUCAGAACAGGAUUGGAGGACCACCCUACUUGCGCUAGUAUCGUCCUUCUUCUCCUCGCUGAUUCCCGCAGACAACCCCCCAAUCGAAGUCAACUGACACUUGUCAGCUUUCAUUCUCAUUGUAAAUACCACAAGUUCUGGAUGAUGCCAUAGAUGAAAGAGUUAGCAACCACCUAAAAAAUCACCUUGUAUCGAUUUCGAAUUCAACUGCAUUGUUUGACAAAAAUCACUUUAGUUGUAUACCUCACUGAAAUAACUUUGGUGUUGUUGCAUCAUUUAAUCACCCCUGAUUUUGUUUCACCAAUAGUGCUUACAAUACCUGCCGCUUAGUAAAAUCACAUUUCUUCUGACUGCAUUUGAUUCCAUAAGCUGGUGUUUCUACAGUCGAAAAAAAUUUAAAUGUUUUAGGUUUAAUACUCAAAAGGAAAAACAAUAAUGUUUUGAAAAAAAUAAAUAUGUAAAAAUAAAAGGGGAAAAAGGAAUUAUAUUUAGAUUUUAAGUGUUUCAAAUUACAGUUGACAUACAUCCAUGCCAGAAGUAAUUUUUUUUUUUUAAUUUACACAAGGAUCUUGAACUGUUGGUGCAUUAUUGUGGAAUUCACAGAAUUUGAAAAUAAAGAUUCAACAUCAUUUUGCAUUCAAACAAUGUUGAAUCUUGACUUUAAAAUUCUGUUAAUCCCACAAUAAUGCAUCAAUACUUCAGGAUUCUUGUGAAUGUACUUCUGGCUUCGAUGAAAUGUCAACUUCCUUAUUUCGAAGUACAUCAUAUGACCAUAAAGCAUUUUUCUCACAUCUAUUGAAAAAAAAAUAAAAUAAAAAUGGCACUACCAUUUCCUCAUCUUCCGUGACUGAUUUUUCCACUUUUUGGCGUGACAUAACUUUAAAAUUUAUUUUGUCUAUUGCAACAUAUUGCUGUUGUCUUUUCCAAUUUUUAACAUACAAUCUCUGAAAGCUCGACUUUACAAAACGGCAAUAGUUCUUUCAUUAAAGGAUGGUUUUGACAGAUUUUCACAUUGUAAUUAUGCUGUUGUUCCAUAUUUGAGUUUUAAAAGCAGCCAAUUUUAUAAACUAGUGAUUUUAUAAGUGGCGGUUUCUGUAUUCUUUUAAUUUAAUACAGGCACAAGUGCUGUGGGAAGAUAAAGUGCAGUAUCUGCAAGUUUUUAAUUUUUUGCAUUCUUGUCAUCUAUUGUACUUAAGCCUUAUUGCACGAGCUUACUUAAUUUGUUUCUGCUGAAAAUAAAAUCAAAUUCCAAUAUUUCCCUAUUAUAGUCUACGUAAUGAGAAUAGGUGAAGCAAGGAUAAAUAAUUUUUCCCACUCUCCGCCCAUUUCUCUUCUGGUUGUCAUGGUUACAGCUCUAUAACCCCCCCCCCCCAGCACGUCUGCAAAUAUGUGCUGCAGACGCAAUGUGGGCAAGUUUAUAGUGCUGUAGCCAUGACAACCAGAAUUUGAAAAAGGGUGGAGAGGGAGAAAAUUAUUUGGUCUUGACAUGCUGAUUCUUGUUACAUAUACUAUAUUUAGGAAUUUGAAACUCUGUUCUUUGAAUAUCCUAAAUACUCAUUUCUGCAGAUACUGCCUUUUAGUUUCCUCUAGCAGAUUUAUUGCUGAAACCUCUUCAUCAAAAAAUGUUACCAUGUUUCGUGCACUUAAAAGAAAAUAUACCAACAUUUGUAAAUAUUCAGCUGCAUCAAAAAAAUUAAUUGCAAUAGGGCUAAGUUUUGCAGGUUUCUUGUUUGCUGGUUGUGUUAUGCUUUUCAGAUUCAGUACCAAAGAUCUGCCUUAUUUUAUGCAUUAAGAUGUAUUUUUUCAUGUUAUGCAUGUUUAAUUUUAAGUUUGUGCCAAUUUAAAGAAAAUAAAUUAUUUAUUUAUA
Messenger RNA from Uloborus diversus, 3005 nucleotides. RefSeq names its product homocysteine-responsive endoplasmic reticulum-resident ubiquitin-like domain member 2 protein. Gene Ontology annotation, biological process: endoplasmic reticulum unfolded protein response. The transcript has 9 exons. The coding region runs from base 240 to 1235 and encodes 331 amino acids. The record is from RefSeq and is a predicted model, not a curated record. Lineage: Eukaryota; Metazoa; Arthropoda; Arachnida; Araneae; Uloboridae. Gene Ontology annotation, molecular function: protein binding.